CGUCAAGUUAGGUCGGCGGCGGCUGGGGCUGAGGAGGAGGAGGAGGAGGGGAGGAAGGAAGGAAGGAGGUGGCGGCGGCGGCGGCGGGGGGAGAAAAACCACACAGAACCGCCCCGGUCAAAAGAGCGAGGGAGGCCCGGCCAAGCUGACGGAGCCAGGCCGCUGCCGCCGCCUCCUCUCCCUCCCGUUCGCCGCCGUCGCCGGUGGGCGGGUGGGCGGCAGCCAUGACGCUGGAGUCCAUGAUGGCCUGUUGCCUCAGCGACGAGGUGAAGGAGUCGAAGCGCAUCAACGCCGAGAUCGAGAAGCAGCUGCGGAGGGACAAGCGCGACGCCCGCCGGGAGCUCAAGCUCCUCUUGCUCGGUCAGUCCUGAGGGGAAGGAAAGAGGGAGGGAGGGAGGGAGGGAGGGGCGCGCGCGGACGGAGACACACACACCCUCCGAAGUGGGGGGGGGGCUCCCCAUCCCGACAGCCCCACCACCCCAAUCGAUGCCCGUUAGGAACCGAACCGGAACAAGAAAACCCUCCACGGGGCCUCCGUUGAAUGUCCGCCUUGCCUUGCCUACCCCCCAUGCUUAUAUAUUAUAUACACACGCACAAAUCUAAUAUAUAUAUAUAGAUACAAAUAUGCAUGUGUACACACACACAAUGUAUACACACAGAUACAGGCAUAGGUAUAAAUAUGCCUUGCCCACCCCCCAUGCUUAUAUAUUAUAUACACACGCACAAAACUAAUAUAUAUAUAUAUACACACAUAUAUGCAUGUGUACACACACACACAAUGUAUAUACACAGAUAGGAACCGAACCGGAACAAGAAAACCCUCCACGGGGCCUCCUUUGAAUGUCCGCCUUGCCUUGCCUACCCCCCAUGCUUAUAUAUUAUAUAUACACGCACAAAUCUAAUAUAUAUAUACACAUAUAUGCACGUGUACACACACACAAUGUAUAUACACAGAUACAUAUCGCGGCCCGUUAGGAACCGAACCCAUGCUUUAUAUAUAUAUAUAUAUGUAUAUAUAUAUAUAUACACACGCAUAUACACAAAACUAACAUAUAGAUACAAAUAUGCAUGUGUACACACACAGAAUGUAUACAUACAGAUACAGGUAUAGGUAUAAAUAUGCCUUGCCCACCCCCCAUGCUUAUAUAUUAUAUACACACGCACAAAACUAAUAUAUAUAUACAUAUAUGCAUGUGUACACACCCACAAUGUAUAUACACAGAUACAUAUCGCGGCCCGUUAGGAACCGAACCGAAACCAAAAACCCUCCACGGGGCCUCCUUUGAAUGUCCGCCUUGCCCACCCAUGCUUUAUAUAUAUUUAUAUAUAUGUGUAUAUAUAUAUAUAUAUACACACACACACACACACAUAUACGCAAAACUAACAUAUAGAUACAAAUAUGCAUGUGUACACACACAGAAUGUAUACACACAGAUACAGAUACAGGUAUAGGUAUAAAUAUGCCUUGCCCACCCCCCAUGCUUAUAUAUUAUAUACACACGCACAAAACUAAUAUAUACAUACAUAUAUGCAUAUGUACACACACACACACAAUGUAUAUACACAGAUACAUAUCGCGGCCCGUUAGGAACCGAACCGAAACCAAAAACCCUCCACGGGGCCUCCUUUGAAUGUCCGCCUUGCCCACCCAUGCUUUUUAUAUAUAUAGAUAUAUAGAUAUACACACACGCACACACACACGCACAAAACUAAUAUAUAUAUACAUAUAUGUGUGUGUACACACACAGAAUGUAUACACACAGAUACAUAUACAGGUAUAGAUAUGCCUCGCCCACCCCACCCAUGCUUGUAUAUAUACUGUACAGUAUACAGAAAAAAAGUAUAUGGAUUCACACAUGUAAUAUAUAUGUAAACACACAAGAAAAUGUAAACACACACGUAUAUAUGCCACCCCUCACCCAUACAUAUAGACAGAGAUAUGUACAUGCACGCAUAAAUAUGUACACACAGAAAAUGUAUGCACACACAUAUAUUUAUGUCUUCCCCCACUCCACCCCCCAUGGGUACACACACACACACACACACACACACACACACACAAAAAAAAAGAUAUGCACCCAAAUGUGUAUAUAAAUGUACACUCAAAAAUGUAUACAUAUAUACACACAUACAGUGGUGCCUCGCAAGACGAAAUUAAUCCGUUCCGCGAGAGUCUUCGUCUAGCGGUUUUUUCGUCUUGCGAAGCAAGCCCAUUGACGGAUUAGCGCUAUUAGCGCUAUUAGCGGUUUAGCGGCUAUUAAAGGCUUAAAGGCUUAGGGGAUUAGCUGCUAAAAGGCUAGCUAAAAGGCUAUUAAAGGCUUAGCAGAUUAGAUAAAGGGGAAAGCGAAAAAAAAUCUCAAGACUCGCAAGGUAUUUUCGUCUUGCGAAGCAAGCCCAUAGGGGAAUUCGUCCUGCGAAGCAACUUCAAAACGGAAAACCCUUUCGUCUAGCGGUUUUUCCGUCUUGCGAGGCAUUCGUCUUGCGGGGCACCACUGUAUACACAUGCAUACACACACACACAUAUAUAUGUACACACAGAAAUAUGUACAUAUGUAUAUAUAAUUAAUAAUAAUAUUUUUAUUCUUUAUAACCCACCCAUCUGGCUGGGUUUCCCCAGCUACUCUGGGUGGCUUACAACACAUAAAAAAUGGUGAAGCAUUAAACAUUUUUUAAAAAAUCCCGAUACAGGAUUGUCUUCAGAUGUCUUCUGAAAGUUGGAUAGUUGUUUGUUUCCUUGACAUCUGAUGGGAGGGCGUUCCAGAGGGUGGGCGCUACUGGAAGGCUCUCUUCCAGUACACACACAAAUAUGUACACACACACAUAUAGAGCAAAGAUAUGUGUGUGUGUGUAUACAUAUGUAGAGAUAUAGCUAUAGGUAUACACACACACAAAUCUUUCUAUCUAAACUAAAAUCAUAGAAUCGUAGUGUUGGGGGGAACCAAGGGGGAUCAUCUAGUUCAACACCCCCCCCCCAAAGCAGGAAUGUGUGCUUUUUGCCCAAUGCGGGGCUUGAACCCAUGGCCCCGAGUCUGAGCUACCCCAUAGAUGCAACUGCAACACCUGUCCCCCAUGUGGUAUCUCACAGGGACCGCCGCAUCCCCAUAGUCACCUUUGACUGGACUUAACCACCCAAGGGUCAUUUGCCUUUUUUAAAAACCUUUUAAUAUGUGCCCACGCACACACACACGUGUAUGUAUAUAUUGAACAAAAUAAUUGCUGCAUAAUCACAAUUCAUUAGACGAGUUAUUGAACAAAAUAAAUUAAAAACCGCUGCUCUAGGUCCGAUGAAGAAAAGGGCACAUGAAUAGUCUUUGGCAUCAUCUUCAACGUCGUUUGCUAUCUGCCGUGGAUGCUUUAGUGGAGAUUCACACGUUGCAGGGAGUUGGACUAGAUGGCCCUUGGGGUCCCUUCCAAUUCUUUAAGAUUAUAUAUGUGCAUAGAGUGAGUGAACAUAUACAUCUGUAUACAUAUGUACACACACAUACCUAUAGAUACACAUACACAGGCACACACAGCUAUAUACAUAUACAUACAUAGAUUUAUUAUUAUUUAUUAAAUUGUUGUUCACUUUAAAUUGGCCAGGACAACCUAAAGCAACUUACAACCAACCAAAAAACCCCACUGAGAUGCAUUAAAACCAAUACAUUAGAACAUCUCUCUCUCUAGGUUGAAUCCAAACUAAGUUUUAAGAGUAGACUCGCCAGAAAAAAACCUCAGUGUGUCUUAAGGAAACCAUGUACAUUUAUUCCAAUGAGUCCACUCUCUUAAUGUCUUCAUGCAAAGGCAUCCUGGGUUGAAGCCGAAGUUUCACUCGUGAGUAGGCCCAGCUGUCAAGAAAUCACAAGUCAGUUGUGCCCAUUUCAUUCUAAUAGAUCUUCAGAGUCAACCCAUAAUGUCUUAGCAUUAAGUUCUGCUCAAGAGUAGAUCCGCUGGAGAAAUCAUUGGACCUAAGGAAAUUAUGUGCAUUUUGUGUAAUGUAAAUAAUUUUUAAUGGAUUUGUUGUUACUAAAGUUGGAUACAGCCCAUAAAUGGAUGCUAAGAAUGGUGGCCUAUUGAAGUUAAUGGGUUGUGUCCAAUGUUAGCCUUGAUUUGAGUAGACUAAUUGGAGAUAAAUGACUCCGCUAAUGGGUCCAUUGACUUCAGUGGUCUGCUCUGAGUAAAGAUGCAAGUUUGGUUCAACCAAUUAACAUCAGUGGGUUUACAUCCUUAGUAUUAGCUUCUGAGUUGUAUCCUUGGUAGACUCGUUGAAAUUUGCUUGUGUCUGUGAAAUAUCCAUGAUUUACCUGGGGCCUUUGAUUUUCGGUGGGUUCACUCUUGAGUAGAACUUAGUUGGAUUCAACCUGAGAUGUCUUAGAAUUCAAGUGCAUUACUGACUUGGGUCCAUAGACGUCGACAGAUCUACUCUGAGUAGAACUUAGUUGUAUGCAACCUAUUAAUUUCAGUUGAUAUAGCAUUCUUUUAGCCCCUGAGUAGCAUCCUUGGUUUUCAGUUUACAGUAUAGGUUGCAUCCAACGUUACUCGCACUUUGAGUAGGCCCAUUUAAAUUAAAUGAGUUUAAGGCCCCUUGAUACCAGUGGUUCUACUCUUAUAAAAGGGCAUAAAUAUAACCUGUUGUUACUAUUUUUAAAACCCAAACUUAAAACACACCAGUAGUCUAUCCUUUCUGAAAUUUUAAGUUCUUCUGAGGUCCAUUAACUGCAGUGGAUCUGCUUUGCAUAGUAUCUUGUUAGGUGAAACUCAUGUUGUAAGUGCAUGCAUCCCUAUUUCAUUUCCUCGUUGACUUUCAUGUAGGUUUAUCCCUGUGUGCCUUUAACUUUCAGUUGUGUCCAAUUAAGUUCUGCUUUGAGUAUAUAGACAUGACUAACUUAGAUCCAUUCAUUUCAGUGGGUCUGUUCUGAGUAGGGGAUGGUUGGAUACAAUUCUGUUAUGGGCAAUACGCUAUAUGUUUAUGUACAUACACUCAAACAUAACACACACACACACACACACAAGAAUGUGUAUAUAUGUUUAUUUUAUGUGUGUAAUACAACUGCAGCUGCUUAGCUAUUUUAUUUUUUAAAACAUUAAUAUACUGCUUGAUUGUAGAAAAUUUCAGAACGGGUAUACAAAAUAUAUAUUGCUGCUUAUUUGUCCUUAUAAUGUUAUGCACAUACAUUUACAGAUGUGUGCAACAUGGCAACCUAUAUAUGUAUACAGUAUUAGGCUCUAUCCUACCACUUUAAACCGUCAUGACUUCCCCAAAAGAAUCACGAGAACUGUAAUUUGUUAAAGGUGCUGAGACUCUGUAUUCCCUUCAUGGAGCUACAAUUUCCAGAGUUGUGUAACAGUAAAUCCCUCUUUCUAGGAAACUGGGAAUUGUAGCUGUGGGGAAUAAGUAUCUCUUAGCAGCUCUUAGUGCCUUAAAUGGGGCCUUACAGUCUCAAACAUCAUCUCCCUGUUCUCUCUUCUAAGGAACUUAGGGUGUGGUAUAUUUCUCUUCCUGCUGUUUUUUUUUUUUAAUCCUUGCAACAACCUUGUCAGGUACAAAGAGAGAGGCAGACUUUUUUCCAACUAAGAACUUCCUCUCCAUAUCAAUCCUUUAAAGACAAACUAAACAUAAGAAUCUCCUUCUCUUUGUAUGCUUAAAUGUGUAUGCCCCUUUCUUCUCUUCCACUCUUUCCCUCUCCCUUAUUUUUAGCAUAACCACAGCCCAGUGGAGCAGGUCAGGUCGAAAGAGAAUGUGGCAGAAUCUCUUCUACUGUUUACACACAAAUAACUUCCCUUCUAUAUUGCCUCCUCAAUAAGAAACCAAACAUAAGCCUGCCUUCUAAUCUUCCUAGUAGAUUUAAAUCUAUUUACUCAUUUGUGUACAUUAUCCCCUCAGAGCUUAAGGUGGUGUCUGUGGCUUUUGUCCUUCCACCUUUCUCCCUCCCUCAUUUUUUUAUCCUCACAAUAAUGCUGUGAGGUAGGUUAGGAGGAGACCAGGAAUUUGUCCCCACAUCUUCUCAAGAGCAAAUCAACCACCCAAGUGCACCUACUCAUAUCCCUCUUCUGGGGUCUUCUCACCACAUGCAGAGUAACAGGUGGGCUUUAUUGGAGUCUCUCAUCCAGUGUUAGAAACUCAGAUAUAUAUAAGCUAGGUGCCAAAUGGCUCCUUAAACUAAGGUUACAAUUGCGAAAACAGAAUGUCUAGUUGCCAUUUGGGGCAAGGCGGUUCUAAAGUCUUAUUUGUCAAAUGUGAUUGAUUAUCAGUUAAACAUCUGGCUAGUCCAGAGGACAGCCUUGAGCUUGGAGAACUUAAAGAAAAAUCACUUUAUUCAGGGACUGUCCACAUAUAUAUUGCCAUAUUCCUACCUCCUUUUCUUAAUGAUGACUUGGACCAUUCAUAACGUAUGAAUAUUCUACACAACUGUGAGCAGGGCAUUGGGGUGCGGGGUGGGGAGUGAAGACUAGCAACAAGAAUUAAUUAUAACUUUCACUUCUCCUGCUCAGGCUGCCCAGAAAAAGCAUUUUGGUUCCUGAAAUUUGUUCUGAUUGUGCAGAUAAAAUAUCUGAUAGAAUUCAACAGGAUGGGGUAUGAGUGUUUUAAAACAGUCAACAUCCAAUGACCCCGAAGCAUAUUUUGGAGAUUUCAGGCGCCAUCCUUGCGCCCAGGCAUCUUCACUUGGUCGCAAGUGAAUUUUGAAUACUGGCAAAUUUUGAAUACUGCUCUCACCCUGCCGCUUCUCUUCCUCUUCCUGAUAGUUCCCUCUUCACCCCAUAGCAUCUAAUUCCCAGUCGUCCUCGGCUAGCAUUCCACAUUGGUAUUUUAUUAACGACAGAAUUAUUGAGAACAGGAAUUACUUUCUUAGAUUUAUUUAUAUGACACUCCUUAGCUUUUUUUAUUUCUCCCAAAAGCUCUUGCUCCCUUCUUCCCCAUUAAGGACCUUCCACCUCUCCUUGAUGAGCAAGAUCGGUGGCUUCAGGAGCCACAGAGCACUGGGUGUCAGUUGGGGGUAAAAUAAAAGUGGCUGGUGGAGUAAACUGACGUGCUUGAACCCAAGUGCUACCUGUGGCUCUCCAGAUGUAGGUGAACUCCACCUGCAAUGUAGUCGUUGUCCCGCAACAUCUUGAUCCCAUUCCAUUUUGAGCAUGUGUGCAUGGAGUAAGGGUUGGUACCUAAUGUAAUUUCAUAGUCACAGCAUACGCGUUGAAAUCGGUGGCCUUGCAUCACUGAAGUCCUGUUGAUUUAGUAGGUCCAUUCAGAGUUUGACUUGGUUGGAUGUCACCUAAGAAGUGGGGGAGGUUGGGGGCGCCCUUCAUAGGGGUGGAGACUGCUGGUUGUUUCGAAGCAGGAUAUAGAAGUUUUGGGAACAAAAAUAAUUAUCAGAGGGGUAGCCAGAGCGCUGAAAGUCGAACUGUCAUGGUGGAGGGUUCUGCUGUCAGAAAAUGCAAGUCCCUUUGUGAGUCUUACUGACUAAAGGAGCAGACUGUAAGAAGCAGUCGGUUCUAUUAUAUAAUGCAGCUCUUCCUGGGAUUUAUAUUCCACUCCCUAGCCAAGGAGACUCUCGUUGAGGCUCCCUUUCCUGACAGCUGACUUCCUUUCCUUCUCAGAAUUGCUGCAUUUUUAAAUUAUUUUUAAAAAACGAAACAAAAUAGAAUCGAAAGUAAGGGCCCCGCCUCAGUUAAGAACACCACACUCUCUCAAACAACUUCAUUCUUGGCCCUUUUCAUCACGUCUCUCCAGAAUUUUUCCCUAGGAUUUAUAUCCUGCUUCCUAGCCAAAAGACUGCCAUGGUGGCUCUUCUUCCUGAUAUCCGCCUUCCUGCUAACCCCCCCCCCCCUUUCCAUAAUUGCCUCCAUCUGUGUGUGUGGAAUGUUUGCCUUCCUCCCUAAGGCAUAGAAUCCAAGGCAUGAAUAUUUCUUCUCUCUCCCCCCCCCCUCCAUUUCCAGCCUUUCUGACGACUCUCUUCUUCCUUUUUGACAUCUUCCCAUCCUCUUUGGGCACAUAGCGACCUCAUACCUCAACUUUCAGCCUGUACUAUAUGCUCCAAGGCGCUCUCUCGCCUUGUGUCCGCCCCACCUCCCUGUGUGCCAGGCGUUUAGUAGUGCCACCUCUGCAACCCACACCUUUCCAGGCUACCAGCCCUGUAAAUGCUCACCUCUUGUAGAAUAUUCCUUCUGCCCUCCAUCCACUUUCUGCUCCUACUGCUACCCCUCCCAAAUGUAGUGUAGCACAGUAACGUGUCUCUUCAGAUGAGAGAGAAACAACCUUAACAUUUUUAAGCUGCAGCAAAAUAAAAAAUUAAGCAGUUGGUUUCGAACUUUAGGUGCCAACCCAGACUGAAAGCAGUUAUGAAUAUGGUUAAACUAGCAGAGUGUUUCUCUUGAGCGUCUCUUCGUUUUGAGGCGGCGAUUCUCUCCUCCUAGUUGAGAGUUCUUUGGCCUCUAAAUAUGACCCCGAGGAGCGAAGGACUGGUUGAAAUGUGGCUUGAUGAGAUGUAGACCUCUUCUGGGCUUGCUUUCUAGGUUCACAAAGUUGUAAUCCUUCUCUCAGCUUAACGUUCAAGCCAUUUUUAAACCUGAAAUAAUCCUUCGAAGGAAGCAGCUUGUGGUAGUCUUGCUUCUGACCCUCUAGCUCAGAGGGAGCCAGUAUUGUGUACUCCAGAUGUUGUUGGACUCAAACAAUCUGGUAAAAUAAAAUGGGGGUCCCUGCUUAACUUCUAAAGUUAAGUUAUUUGUAUCCAGGUACUCCAUCUCCUUAAACCCAUAUAAAUGUGCAGGGGAUAGUUGUCCUAACUUGGCUCAGUACAUGGGCACAAUCUUAUUUUUACAUUGAUUUUCAUAACUUAGUCCUGGCAGUAACUAGCGUUGGGAGUUUUGCUGUGACGCAAAUUAAAAUCAUAAAUGUUCCAGCGCUUCACAAUCUUCAGGCUGAAUAGCCUUAAUAAGAAAUUUGGGGGAACUUGAUCUCGCUACAAGGAUACCUUUGACCCUCAAAGCAAAGUUUCUAAUAAAAUUGUGCUGUACCGUCCGACUAGUACCACACCAGUCUGCCAAACUAGGAAAUUAUGGAGAUCAAACUGUGUUUGGAUGUAUUUAGAGAGUGCGGAGCUAAUUUGAGUCCAUUGAGCUACCUAAAGGUUUUUGAACUAUAGUUGCUGCCUUUCCAACAUGAAAUUGGUCUACAACUGACCUAUCGUUUUCUUUAUGUGGUCCUGGGUGCCUCAACUAAGGCUGGAAAAUCCCAAGCUUUUGUCCAGGUUAUUUUAAAAAAAGAAAGGGUGCCAUUAUUUAUACACUCAGAUGUUUUUGCACUCCCUCACGUGUUCAGAAAUACAUUGGUAUGAAAACUGAGAAUUCAAAGCUUCAGGUUUCCUUGUGCUCUGCUUGCGACUAUACCUGCUGGUGGAAGAGGGGUGCUCAUCUUUUGAAGCAGGAAACUCUGACAUCUCCUUGGUUACAUGGUAACUUUCAAAAGUUUUUUUUUCCUUCCCAGAAUCUAGUCCCCAAGCAAGUAGCAGGGUGUUCCCUGUAGCUGGUAGCCAUUGGCAAUCAAAAGUUAUUUUACCGGGAUAUUCUGCCCCCUACCCCAUAGCAGCUAUUUCAAAAAAACUUUUUUUGUUUUGUUUUGUUUUGUUUUUUGGCGCAAUUGGCUGUUCAGAAGUCAUGAUGUGUUUAUCUCUUCUUGGUAAUGUCCCCAUUACAGUAUUAUCUUUUCUAUAUGGGAUUUAUUUUUAGGAGAUAUAUAUUUAUAUAUAUUUUUAAAGGACUGGCAGUUGCUAACUUGGAGGUGUGUCUGACUGUUAUCCUGAAUCAUCCUGGGAUGUGUAGCUUUUGAGACUUGGGGUUAAUGUUAUACUUCUUCCACAGUCACCUGGGCGAAUGAGAAACCCCUCCAGGUGUCCACAUAUAGAAACUCUACAAAAACUGACCCUUUCAGGCUACAAACCUUUGUAGUGGACAUGCAGAAGCUGGCUAUUAAACAUUUUUUGGAGGUUAGCAGUUUUCAUGUAGAUUGGCUUGUAGAGGUAUGAGUUUUGCGGAAAUUUUCUGGGAAAUUUUGCGCUGCAGGUUCAGGUAAUUUGCAUUGGAAAUUUUUCUGAUUACCUAGAGAGAGUGGUUCAAUUUGGCAUGUUUAUUUCAGUAAUAGUGUUGUGUGUUUUUUUGUUUUGUUUUGUUUUGGUUAUUUUAACCUGCUUAAUAUUGUAUUUGCAUUUGGCAUCCAUUCAUGGUAGCUAAUGAAUUUAGGGAAUAAAAAUGUUUCCUCAGGAAAAUAAAACACCAGGAAACCUUCCACCCCAACACCAUUGCUGACUUGAAAGAUUUUAGGGGGGAUCUGAGCAGGUAAAAGUAUUGUCUUAGGUGGGCCAUUGCCCAGAGCUUGCUCUAAAGCAGGGGUAGGUAAUCUAAGGCCCCGGGGGCCGGAUGCGGCCCAAUCACCUUCUCAAUCCAGUCCACGGACAGUCCGGGAAUCAGCGUGUUUUCACAUGAGUAGAAUGUGUCCUUUGAUUUAAAAGGCAUCUCUGGGUUAUUUGUGGGGCCUGCCUGGUGUUUUGACAUGAGCAGAAUGUGUGCUUUUAUUUAAAAUGCAUCUCUGGGUUAUUUGUGGAGCAUAGGAAUUCGUUCAUUAUUUUUUUCCAAAAUAUAGUCUGGCCCACCACAUGGUCUGAGGAAUGGUGGACCGGCCCACGGCUGAAAAAGGUUGCUGACCCUUCUUCUAAAGCACAGGCUCUGUUAUGUUGAUCCUAGCAUCGUUUAGGGCAGUGGUCUUCAACCUUUUCAGGCCACCUUUUGCUCAAACAUGCACCUGGAGAUACACUUUUUAAUUUUACACCAUAGAUCUGAACAGUGGUGGUACUGCUGCUCCAACCCACCUUAGAUCAGGCCUUGACUCACCACAUGCAGAGCAGUGGUCUACGUGGAUGUCCUUAUGGAGGACUGGUGCUGCCCACUGGAGCAACCAACUACAAACUGUGCAUUGAGGAGGGGAACCCCCAUUUUAUUUGCUGCUAGUUCACUUGGAUUAGUGGGAUUGUCUUGUGGGGAGGGAGUCCCCAAAUAAUGAUGGUCAUUCAUUCUGAAUCCCCAUACCUCUUUCCUGCUUCUGUUGCUCAUCUGGAGUGACCUAGGGAUGUGUGUGCAGGAUGUGGUUUGAUCUGUUCAUCUACACCCCAUGGGUGAGGGGAACCGUGGUCCAGAACGUCUAGACUGUGCCCGGUUAGCUCCCCAGUUCUGCACUUCCUUUUGAGUCUUCGCUGUUGGGUCAUUCUGCAGCCUCUAAGCAGUCCUUGGCCUCUGUGUUGCCAGCCUCUUUCCCAACCCCUGAGGCUGCCUUAGUUUUGGAAGUUUUAGAAUGUAGAGGGACAGGAAUAUUCCUUGAGAAACGAAGCCACCUCAGUGAUGUUGGGCAGAGGAUUUUCCGCAGGAAAUCUUCUUUUGUUAUCGCUAAAAAUCUUCCUUUCUUUCGAAACACAGUACUUCAUUCAAUUAUUGCAUAAAAUUGUGAAUCUGUAACAGGUAUCGGUCAGACCUGGCAGUUGGAAUUUAUACGUUCUCACAGCCUUGUCACUAGGCUGUGGAAUUAUUUAUCAGUCUCCUGAGAGGCUGGUGGGCUAGUUAGAAUGGCAACCAAAUGGACAAAGGAUGGAGCAGUCACUCUGUCUGUCCUCCACUGGUCACCUCUGUGCAUCCUAGGUGCUUGCCCCUUGACACUGCUUGAGAAGUUAUAUGUAGGGAUUCAUUACCUGUCAAAUUUUAUCCCGAGAGAGUUUUAAAAGUGAUGCCUGAAACAAUGUACAGAGUUUAUCGUCUCACCUGUGUUCAGUGCCUCCAUUUUAAAAAUAGCAACCACCUAGAAGUAUAGGCAGUUCAGCUACCAUGCCUUAAAUUAUCUACGAAUAUUCUAAUGAGGGAAUUUCCAAGUAAAUCUCUGAAUUUGCCCAUAAUUUAAACCACAUCUCUUUUUCCCCCUUGUAUUUUUAUUGGGUAUUUCAUUGCUCUUUUUUCCUUCCUUCCUUAAUCAAAAUGAACACGGCAUCCUUUUAUAUAUAUAUAUAUAUUUGCUUUGUUUGCCAAAUAAACAUGCAAGAUCAGAUAUUGAUCUGUAUUAGGCAGUGGAAAACAUUUUCUGGAAAACCCACAUCGCCAGCCACUAGGGCACUGCUGUGUGUGUGUUUGGAGCAGGGAUAGCUCAGUCAGUAGAGCACGAGACUCUUAAUUUCAGGAUGAUGGGUUCCAACCCCAUAUUGGGCAGAAGAUUCCUGCAUUGUGGGGGGUUGAACCAGAUGACCUUUGUGGUCCCUUCCAGCUCUACAAUUCUAUGAUUAUAGGCCUCUCUGCCAAUAGAUAAGCAGGUCACAAUAUACUGGCAUUCCUCUGUUGCAGUCUCCCUGAAGACCCACUACCGCUGUGAUAAACAUGCAAUUCGUGUGCCCUGACUGGGCAAUUGGGGAGGACAGAAUGGGCAAUAUUAAUUGGGACUGCCCUGAAUUUGCAAAGAUAAAGCCUGGCUGGUUGUUCUGCGAGCAACUUGAGAAAACUCUAUAAACGUGCAUUUCAGGUUCUGUUCUCCCCCUCCCCCCUUCCCAUUAAAUAAAUGGUAUUCUGGGUAUGAGAAAUAUGGGAAAUAAUUGCUUCAUCGGAAGAGAGUUGGGGUAUUCUUUGGAAGCGUUUGUCAGAAGUCCCCAUACGUGCAGGAGGAGAAUUUCUGAACUCACGUAAACAUAUCCGUGAGUUGCUGGCUCUGUUUUCCAGAGGGGAAGUCAGCUGGCAGCCAUAACUAGGAGUGGAUGUUGUCUAAUCCAGGAUCUUUGCAGACAACUUGCUGCAUGCAGGCAGGAGGGUGUUUCUCGGUUGACCAGGGGAGAAUAGAAGGCCAGGCUCCUCCUACUAUUGAUAUACCGGGCCUGGGCAAGUCAGAGAGCUCGUAACUGGCUGCCAAUCACAAGGCUGUUUGCAUCUGUGCCUGAAGAAGGGACUGAGCACAACUCCUUUCUGAGGCCUGAACUUUAGGAGAGGCGCUUGUCUUGCAGCAGUUGAAACCAGUGGCCAGUGGUGUCGACUUUCCGGAAAUUUCUGAAUUGGGAAAAUUUUCCCUGUGCAACUUAGGGUGAUUCGAGUUGGGUAAUCGAGCGGCAGGGGAAAUUUCCCAGUUUGUGAAGGGAGAUGUCCCAGUGCCCUAGAAUGACCCAAUUUAACACGUUUGUUUUCUUUGUGUUUAGUAAAUGAAGCAACAAAGUUGCGAGCUGCCAAGUUUGCUUAAUAUUUUAUUUGUAAUCGACAUCCAUCCGCUGUUGCUAAUGAACAUAAGAAACUGAUUUUUCUGUGGGAAAACAAGCAGUGGAAAAAAUAUAUAAAAUGUUCAACCACACAUUACUGUUGGUUAUGCAGAGUGGUGGUGAACACCAGUUUAAGGUGGCUCAUAGAUUUCCUGUUGGCUUGAGCCCUCUGCACAUCUUAAAUCCUGCAGAUAAGGGCUGCGAGGCUUGCUCCCGUGGCAUGCAGCUCCCCUCCCCCAUCCUGCCCCAAUCCACACAAUAUUUGUGGGUGUCUGAGGCAAAAAAAUAAAUCGCUUUUUGUGUUUGCCUUAUUAUUAAUUUAGUAAAGUUAUAUUCCGCCCUUCCACCCAAAGGAGUUCAGGUUGGCAAUUGUUGCUGUUGUUUAGUCAUUUAGUCGUGUCCGCCUCUUUGUGACCCCAUGGACCAGAGCACACCAGGCUCUCCUGUCUUCCACUGCCUCCCGCAGUUUGGUCAAACUCAUGUUAACAGCUUCAAGAACACUGUCCAGGCAUCUCGUCCUCUGUCGUUCCCUUCUCCUUGUGCCCUCCACAUCAGGGUCUUUUCCAGGGAGUCUUCUCUUCUCAUGAGGUGGCUAAAGUAUUGGAGCCUCAGCUUCAGGAUCUGUCCUUCCAGUGAGCACUCAGGGCUAAUUUCCUUCAGAAUGGACAGGUUUGAUCUUCUUGCAGUCCAUGGGACUCUCAAGAGUCUCCUCCAGCAGCAGAAUUCAAAAGCAUCCAGUCUUUGGCAAUCAGCCUUCUUUAUGGUCCAGCUCUCACAAUAUCAGUGCAUUCUAAAAACAGUUUAGCAAUCGCAUUAUCUCAGCCAAGGUUGCCAGGAACAGUACCUUGCAGCCCUUGAAUGCCUUCAUAAAGAGGAAUGUUUAUAAAUUCCUCUUGAAAGUCUAAGGGCAUUCCACAAACUGGGAGGUGCCAAAGAGAAGGCCCUGUCAACCGGGCAGCCCCCAGUGGCGGCAUCACCUGCAAGGUUGCUCACCUGCUGAUCGUAGCGUCUCAGAUGGGGAAGGUGCUUUAUUUAGGAGCCUCGGUCCCAAGCCAUUCUAUGAAUUUCGGAGCCUUGUUGGUGCAGGUUUCUCGGAUCCAGGAAAACCACCAUGCCAAGCUCAACGUGGGAAGGCUUCCUCUCCGCGGGUAGCCCACGUGGGCUGGGGGGGGCGGGGAGCAAAUCCCUCUUUAGGUAUAUUAUGAGACCUACUCUGAACCCAUGAGCUUGAAAAUUUGAUGUUGUGGCCUACUAAUUGCUUCAGAUUAUUCAGUUUAUGGUGACUCUCCGGGGAGGGAAGUGGGUUAAAGGGGUGACAGAGAAGAUAUUGUCUCGUAAAGUUUUGAUUCUGGCUAAUUAGAUUUGUAAGUAUUUUUCAGCCCCCACUGUAGAUAGAAAUGGCUUUUUCAUGCAGGUUGCUUUGUGAUUUUGGUAACGGCUAACUCAAAAGAUUCUUCAGAAUUUUGUCAUUUUAGUAAAGAUGUCUCUGUUAACUCUUAGACGGGUGACUUGUGGUUCUCUGGUUCUUAAACAUUCUGAGCUGCCUCAGGAGUUUUUGGUGAGGAUGCAAUUGCUAUCAAAUGCUUUGUGUUGCGUGGUGCCUCUUGUUUUCCUAGAUGGAGUAGGGAGAGGACUUGUGUGUGUGUUGCACUUGUGUCCUCAGGCUUGUGGGCUUCCCUUGGGCAUCUGGUUAGUCACUGUGUUUGACUGGGUGGGCCUGUGGUUUGAUCCAGAACUGCUCUUACAUGUAGAAACUUCUAGCCUAUGUUUGGCCACUUGGUGACAGAUUGAAUCAGAGAACUAGGAGGAGAGGGAAGCUAAGAUUUCAAGCCUGGGAUUCGUAGGGGUGGAUGGGAAGAGAUGCUGAACGCUUUGCCUGUAAGAAAACUGAAAGCACUCCGUUCAAAAGCUUGAAAAAGCCACUUCCGAGUGAUCUGACAAGGAAGAGGCAAGGAUUUAUUGUAGAUGACUAGUCUCCUAGGCCUAUUAAGGUGGGUGAGUGUAAGGUUUUAUUUUUAGUAAUUGUCUGCCAGGAUGCCAUUUUUUCCCUUGCAACAACAAAAGCUGGGGUUCUCCCUCUCCACCCCCACUUUAAAUUGCAGCCUCAAUCCCAGCAUUUGAGCAAAAAUUAUUUUUUAAGCACCAGGCUAUGCCACAAAUACUCAGGAUUCUGCCCCUCCAGCCACUUGGCGGUGGCCUGAUCUUGAUCUUUAAAAAUCUUUCUCUUCUCACAUCCCACAACUGCCUUUCUAAACAAAUACAUUGAGAUAAGAUUAUAAUAGUGGACUUCCCACUUUACAUUCUUAAGCCAGUAGGUUACCCCAGCUCUUUUUGGGUUAACAAAGUACCUGGUUGUGGCUUGGAACUGUGAUAGGGCAUGAAAAUCUUUAAAAAGCUGGUCUCUUAUUCUGAGGACGAACAGCAGCCAAGCUACAGGUUACAAUCAGCACAGUUUUUAGCCCCCCUUUCUUCUGAAGAUGAAGCAGUUUUCAGACGCAAAUUGGAAGUGUGUUCUCUUUCUAGCUUUUGUUUUUUUAAGGUGGGGUGCUCAAAACCCAGAAGAUUAAAAUGGUUUAAUUGGCUGUCAGCCUUCCUUUGUGCCUGCCUGUGCAAUGGAAAGAUGGUGAUCCAACCCGAGUCAUAGUCAGAACAACCAUACCAGGCCUCAGAACCACUUUCACGGGCCGUGCUAGAUUCCCCCCCCCAAAAAAAACCCCCAUAGCUAUUGUGCUACUGGUGUGUGCAAAAUGCUUCCCCCCCACCCAUCACACGCGUAGACACACACACAUACACACACACACACUAGGUUCACCAUGGUAACGGUCUGAUUUAGGAAUAAAAUUCAGCUUUUCUCCUCCAUAAAAUGUUCCUUUCGUCAAGGGGAAGGAGUGAGAGAUGGGAUGGCAGCUCCUCCUCUUCACAGGCUGGGGAAACAAAGCGGCAGCAGUUUAAUAUUCCCCCCUCCCAAAGUAAUAUGCAGUGAGGCGUUGCUAGAAGUUGAAUGUGGAAGCAAACUGCUUGCUGUCGGUCGUAACGCAGCGCUGGCUCUGCUCCCUUUGUGAUGCUCCCACGCUGACUGCCUCGUCGUCUUCUUGUGUCCCUUUCACCCUGCCCCACCUAUUUACUCUCCAGGCACGGGAGAGAGCGGGAAGAGCACGUUCAUUAAACAGAUGCGGAUAAUCCAUGGCUCGGGCUACUCCGAGGAGGACAAGAAGGGUUUCACCAAGCUGGUGUACCAGAACAUCUUCACUGCCAUGCAGUCGAUGAUCAGGGCCAUGGAGACCUUGAAGAUCCUGUACAAGUAUGAACAGAACAAGGUGAACCGAUGCAGCUCCCAUUCCUGCAUCCCAGCCUAUACACAGCCUCCACCCCUGUUGUCUCGUUGUUGGUUGUCUGUAGUGGCAUGUAUGCUGCUCAGGAUUCCCUGAAGGGCUUGCAUCAACCCCCCUGGGGUAUCGAAUGUUCAGGGACCUGCAUCACACCUGUAGCAACCAGAAUAGUUCAUGCGCUGUGUGUGCUUAUAAUUAUUAUUAUUAUUGUUGUUGUUAUUAUUACAGUCAAACCUUUGUUGUCGAACGUAAUCCGUUCCGGAAGCCCGUUCGGCUUCCAAAAGGUUUGACAACCGAGCCGUGGCUUCCAGUUGGCUGCAGGAACUUCCUGUACACAAGCAGAAGCCACAUCGGAUGUUCGCCUUCUGAAAAACAUUUGAAAACCGGGACAUUUUCUUCUGGGUCUUCGGCAUUUGGGAGCUGACAUGUUCCAAAAUGGAGGCGUUUGGGAACCAAGGUUUGGCUAUAUUAUUAACAGGGACAUGGGUGGUGCUGUGGUCUAAACCACUGAGCCUCUUGGGCUUGCUGAUCGGAAGGUCGGCGGUUUGAAUCCCCGCGACGGGCUGAGCUCCUGUUGUUCUGUCCCAGCUCCUGCCAAGCUAGCAGUUCAAAAGCACACCAGCGCAAGUAGAGAAAUAGGUACCGCUGCAGCAGGAAGGUAAAUGGCGUUUCUGUGCGCUCUGGUUUCCGUCACAGUGUCCCGUUGCGCCAGAAGCAGUUUAGUCCUGCUGGCCACAUGACCCAGAAGCUGUCUGUGGACAAACACCGGCUCCCUCAGCCUGAAAGCGAGAUGAGCGCCGCAACCCCAUAGUCACCUUGGACUGAACUUAACCGUCCAGGGGUCCUUUACCUUUUUACCUAUUAUUAUUAUUAUUAUUAAUAUCCUACCUUUCCCCCAAGGAGCUCAAGGUGCUAUGUAUGGUUCUCUCUCUCUCCAUUUCUCCACAACAGCCCUGUGAGGUAGGUUAGUCUGAGAGACAUUGGCCACAUCCAGUAAGCUCCAUGACUGAGGGGAUUAGAACCCCUGUCUCUCACCAGUCUCCUUUACCCUGUGCCUGGUGGGGCACCAACACAGCACAUUAUUGUAUAGUGGGAUGGUCAGGGGCAGGGUCGGAGGCUUUCCUGGUAACAGUGUUGUUGUUGACGUAGUAAUUCAAUUAAUGAUUAUUUGCUGUACCUGUAUUUACUCGAGUCUAAUGCACACCUCUAUUAUUAUUUUUUUGCCAAAUUACGUUGCGAAGAUUAUGGUGCGCAUUACAUUCAAAUAAAUACUGUACGGUACUCCCAGGCGCAGAUUGGCUCCUCCCAGGCCAGGUGCGACCUCCAGGCCGGCCAUCUUGCAGGGAGGGCUUGCCUCCUAUUUUACUAGCUUCACGGCUGGCGCUCUCAGGCUGCCCAAACUCAGACGUCUGCCCCAAACGCGGCCAAGCGCCUUGCCUUGCAGCGGAGCCCAAGGCACCAGCGGGCGGGCAGGCAAGCUACGUUGAGGCUGCAGGGGGCGGGCAGAACCUAGCAGUGCAGUGGUGCCCCAGCCCAGCCGGGUGAGCGGAGCGGCACGCCCCGGCCCAUUGGUCAAAGGAGAGAGGUCAGUAGGGCUGGGCGAUAUUUGCUCGUAGUGUCUAAUGCAUGCUCCUUUUUUUGCCAAAUUGCAUUGCAAAAAUUAGGGCGCAUGUUAGACUUGUGUAAAUACAGUACAUACUGGUCUUCAUUUAAAAACAAGACAAAACCCAAAGCUGUGGUCUUGUUGUUAAGAAGAUGGUACAUUUACUUGCUUUGUGCAGGCAGUGCCGGAAUGGAUUUGUAGCAGCCGGGACUGGAUCUCCAGCUAAGGAGCAGUAGGGGUGGUGGUGGAAUGGGAUACAUGCUAGGCAGGGAGGAGGGUCCUCAGGGUCAGCCUCUUUCAAGCCCCUCUUGCUUUCUCCUCUGCGCCAUGCUGCAGGCCAACGCGCUCCUGAUCCGGGAAGUGGACGUAGAAAAGGUCUCGUCCUUUGAGCAGCCCUACAUAAGUGCAAUUAAGACGUUGUGGAACGACCCGGGAAUCCAGGAGUGUUACGACCGGCGGCGAGAAUACCAGCUCUCCGACUCUGCUAAAUAGUAAGAGCUCGCCGUCCUCUCUGUACGGCUCUCAGCACGGUUGCUGCUACACAGCGUCAUUUUGGGUCGCUGGGCUCCCCUCCCUAAAUGAAAUUGUGCCUCUGACAGUUGGUGGGGGGUGGAUGGGGGCCAGGAGGAAAGAAAGUAACUUCGUGUUUUAGUUGUUGCCAUCACACUGCUCCAAGGAGGAAGGGGUGGUGGUUGUAGUUCUUGCUACUGGUUGUGGGGGCGGGGGGGUGGACUUUAGAAAUCCAUUUUAUGUGGCUUUAAUUGAUUUAGCACUGUUAGUUGCCUUGCAGUCUCUUUAGACACGUGCUAUAAAUGAAGUUUAAUGAGUAUUUUCUUUUCGGUCCUGCCCUCCCUGAGCUUUCAGAAUGGCGAAGCUACAAGGUGGAAAUCUCAGGUAGUGGGAAUAACCUGAAGUAACAAGCCGCUUAGUUGCUUUGUAGUCUUCUCCAGGGCGGUAAACAUUAGAGGAAGGUGGCCUGGAAUUGUGGUGUUGAUGUUUAGAUAUAGAUGCAAUAGUGUUGUAGAAGCUGCAGCGUCUAAUAGUUUUAAGUUUGUGGGGAAGAUGGCCAUGGAAACUGGAGAACUAAACUUUAUGGGAGUAGUGCAGUAUUGCUCAGAAACUCUUAUUGCUCCAAAUCUGCCUCCUGCCCAACGCUUGAUCCGGUGGAAGAGGGGGGCUGGCAGCUCAGUUUAGUCUUCCAGAGCCUUCCCACCCCCCACGAUUAUAAGCAGAGGUUUAACGUGAGCAUCCUCAAAAUCAUGCACCUUGGCUGCUUGCCCCAUCCAGCCAAGGCGUAAUAAAAUGGGGUGAGGUGCUGUGCCACCGUUUUGCUCUUCACAGUCGGAAGGAAGAAUGGUGGUGCCAGCUUAUAGGAGAAUUUAAUUCAGAAUUAUGGACCACCCCACCCCCCGGGCAGGAGGGAGGGGUCUGAACUGUUUCCGUAGCCUUUGGCUUGCUUCCUUUGUGGCUCAUUCUUCCUUCCCCGCAAAUAUGCUGUAAGGACCAGGGACGUAGAAAAGCGUUCCUUUAGGGCAUGGCAAGGGUAGACUCUAAGAGUCCUGGGAGCGUUAGGACCCAUGAGAAGGAAGAUUGCUCUGCAGGCGUGAAGCUGCACGCUUAGAAACGCACUGUAUUUUUCGCUCUAUAAGACGCACCAGAUCAUAAGACGCACCUAGUUUUUGGAGGAGGAAAACAAGAAAAAAAAUAUUCACUGUGCAGCAAAAGCAGCAAUCCCUCUUGUUGUUCUGGCUUCUGGGAUAGCUGCACAGCCUGCAUUCGCUCCACAAGACGGACACACAUUUGCCCUUACUUUUUAGGAGGGAAAAAGUGAGUCUUACAGAGCAAAAAAUACGGUAAUACUAUUAGAGGCAAGGUAAUGUCGGAAAAGCGGGUGGUGGGCUUUGUUGAAUCUCGAGGGCUGAACAGGAUUCCUGAGGAUUUUGCAUGCAGCUCUUCCUCCCCCCUGGGGGAACCCCCCCCCCAGGAGUGGAAUAAUUGAGGUUCCAUACUCAAAAUGCUGAGGCUCUCGGGGCAGGAGCGCUAUACAUGGCAAGCAAACUCAGGCCACCUUCAUCUUUCCCCCCUCCCUCCUUUUUCCCCUGCACGUCCUCCUUGCAGCUACCUUACCGACGUGGAUCGUAUCGCCCUGCCAGGGUACCUCCCAACCCAGCAAGAUGUCCUGCGGGUCAGAGUCCCGACCACUGGGAUCAUAGAAUACCCCUUUGACUUAGAGAACAUUAUCUUCAGGUAACUUCCAGUGGCUUUUUUCUUUCUUUCUUUCCUCGGAGCGUUUUUACGUUUCACAUACUCCCCCCCCCCCCCAAAGCUGCUUCCAUUUAAAAUGAAAGCCCGGCUCAGUUAAGGCAUUGAGUUAGCGGGCUUCUGGAAAGUCGGUCACACGGCUGCCGCUUCCGACCCUUUCUUCCCUCUUCUGAGUCAACAAGUCGUGCUGUUGGCAGGAGCAAAGGCAGGAGAGGGUUUUCCCCCGUGAAGAGACGGUGUGGCCUGCGUCUUUGAAGGCUCUCCACAAACACGGAGCCACCGCCACAACCCAUCUGUAGCGGUACAGUCCCAAGGACAUAGGAAAAGCCCUGCAGCUGGGUGAGGCCAGAGACCCAUCUGUUUGAAGAUCCAGUUCUGCAGUCGGAAGCCUGCAAACAGCGAGUUCCCACUUUAGUCCUGCAGCAGCUGGUAUUCCGAGACACGCCUGCCUCUAAAAGCAGCCCUUAACAUGUGGAAUGCCCUUCCUCCUGAUAUCAGGUGGACAGCAACUGUUGGCCAUCGUCCACCCAAUCAAUUGAAGCCUCUUUUUCUAGGCCAGAGCUUUCCAAACUUUAACUGUUGGAGUCACGCUUUUUAGACAUGCAUCAUUUCAUGACACAGUGAUUAGGUUUUACAGUGGUACCUCGGGUUAAGUACUUAAUUCGUUCCGGAGGUCUGUUCUUAACCUGAAAUUGUUCUUAACCUGAAGCACCACUUUGGCUAAUGGGGCCUCCUGCUGCCGCCACGCCGCCAGAGCCCGAUUUCUGUUCUUAUCCUGAAGCAAAGUUCUUAACCUGAAGCACUAUUUCUGGGUUAGCGGAGUAUGUAACCUGAAGUGUAUGUAACCUGAAGCAUAUGUAACCCGAGGUACCACUGUACUAGCAAACCAGAGGUUGAACUAAACCCUUUCCAGCACGGGGAGCGUUUGCGCGACACACCUAACGGACGCAGUAGCGUGUCACAACACAGAGUUUGGAAAGUUCUGGUCUAGGCUUUUCCCUGACCACUAAUACUGAUAGUCCCUGUUGCCUGUGGUUAAUGGGGUGCUAAUAAGUUUCAUAAAAUUUAUACACCUCUUGAUUUUAUUUACUGCUUGAUUUGUAUAGUACUUCAAAGCUGUUUGCCAAAACAAAAAAAUUGUUAAUAUAAUAAAUAGAUGAUAAUUUAAGACUUUUAAACAGUUCAAAACUAAACUGAAAACAGAUGAUAACUCUCCACAACAUCUGGGUAGGCUUGUCUAAGCAAAAAUGAAUUUAGCAGGCACUGAAAAAGAGUGAAGUGGAAGUUCCUGGUGCCAAUAGGCAGGGAGUUCCAGAGGGCAGGUACUUGGAAGUGCCCAUGACAGUUCUCCUCAUGGAGAACCGAUUCCUGCAGAAAACAGGCUUGAAGCCACCGCCCUGCAGCUGGGAGGCAGUGAGGUCGAGCGCUGCUGAUUGGUGGUGCCUCAGAGCACUGUUCAGCGCUCCUCAGAAACCCUGCGUGGUGCAUUGAAGUCCCAACGAGCAUCACUUGAUGUCAUGGUUUUGUCGGGCAUUGCUGGGUUCUUCCUCGUGCCCACAUGUCCAGUUUGGCCCGUGAGGGGUAGGGGAGAUGUCUUCCAAAGGGGGGGGGGGAGCAAACAAACCUCAGACUUGUUCCUGCUCAGUCUUUUCUCUCUUCCCUCCAACCCAAAAGCAAGUAUAAAAUGGCGUAUUGCGUUUUUAACUUAAUGGACUGGAAAUCUCUCUGUGUGUGUUAAAGAAGACCUGCCCUUUUUCUCCCUUUCAGAAUGGUGGAUGUUGGGGGUCAGAGGUCAGAACGGAGGAAAUGGAUACACUGCUUUGAAAACGUAACCUCCAUCAUGUUCCUAGUAGCUCUUAGUGAAUAUGACCAAGUUCUGGUGGAGUCCGAUAACGAGGUAAGCACAACCCCUCGCAGCACGUAAGGGGUGGCGUGUGGCCGUUGGGUGGUCCCAGCAACGGCAGAAAUGUGCAUUUGCAGAUUCUGGAACUAUUUCUAAAAUGUUUGGGGUUGUCGGCCACUCGUGUGCUGUGGGCCAGGACUUACCUGUCUGUUUCCCAACAGCCUAAAGUAGCAGUAAGCCAAAUUCCUCACCCUGGGUGGCUAGACAUUUCGGAAAGUGAUCUGCUUGAGGAAGGGGAGUGUCUGUGCACCAGCUCUGAACUUGUUCUCCAGGGAGGAGUCCAGCUUCCCCCCACCCCCCAAAAUGCUAUACAUGUCCCUCAAAACUUGCAAAGAGGGGGUGCCUCAGAGGGUGGCGUGCUCUUGCUUGGCAAGUGGUUCCUCCAGACCAGGGGUCUGCAACCCACGGCUCCGGAGCCGCAUGUGGCUCUUUUACACCUUUGCCGCGGCUCCGGGGUGGCUACUAGCGAGGGGAGGAGGCGCAUUGUGCGCCCCGACACUCCCCACUGUGGUGGGCGCUGUAUUGGCUGUGACGUCGCAUGGGGGCGGUGCGUGCGUUAGUCAUGCACCGUUCCGACGUCACCUUCCCGCCUGCCCGCUACAUUGUAAGGGGCAUGUACGCUGGUCACUGUUUUGAAGGGGAGUGAAGAACACACACACACAAAAAGGUAACUUGUUCAUUUAAUGUUUAUUUCUAUGAGGAGGAGUAAUUCUGAGGGGUCAAACAAAGAAAUAAUUUUAAAAAGUGACAAAAAAGUUAUUUUUAUAAUGACGAGUUUUGCGGCUCCCAGGUUUUUUUUUCUUCGGAAACGGGUCCAUGUGGCUCCUUUUGUCUUAAAGGUUGCAGACCCCUGCUCCAGACUGAAAAUGGCACCCCUCCCGUCCAAAAUGAAAGGGCAUCUCGGAGUUCUCCGUGGUGCCAGAUGUCUGUGACAACCUCUCAUUUUGUGCUAGGAGCAGCAGCGACGACGGCUCGUUUCCCAUCUGUGCAGGGAGGGGCACGAGCAGUAAUAAAACGUUGGGUGUGGGCCAGGGGUGGCCACUGGGCCUCCCGACUUGACCAUCUGUGCCCCACAGGAGGGGCAGGAAAGGCUUUCCCUGCAUUCGUGUUAAGCUCCGAGGGUCCUGGAAGGGUGCAGGAUUUCUCUAAGACGGAAGUCGCAUCAAACUGUCGGUGGCUCUUCCCUCUUCUCCCCCCCCCCAGCCUUGCCGUACACGCUCCUUGCACAUGAAAGGGUGAGGGACCAGCCCUGUGUACACACUCGUAACACAGCUUUGGCAGCCAGGCAUGGCUCGAGCCCUCCUGGCGCUUGCCUGACACCAGUUGUUUCUGCCUUGGUUUUCUCGCACUGCUUAAAAGUUUCCUUUUCCUUUUAUUGGAAAAAAAAGUGGGGUGAAACCUGGCUGGUACUGGUGGGUGGAUUGAUGAGGGCAAUGGAUCCGACAGAGGGCAAUGUCCACGUGAACAGAUCUGCAAGUCGCAAGUAAUGCUACUUAGGAAAGCUCUGUUAGGUUACCUUUACUAACGCAUCACAGUAGGCUUUUUCAUUUCUUAUUCAGUUUGCCCCGGGCUAAAGACUUUGGGGGGCGCGGGUGGCGCUGUGGUCUAAACCCCAGAGCCUAGGGCUUGCUGAUCAGAAGGUCGGCAGUUCGAAUCCCCGCGACGGGGUGAGCUCCCGUUCCUCGGAUCUCUGCUCCUGCCCACCUAGCAGUUCGAAAGCACGUCAAAGUGCAAGUAGAUAAAUAGGUACCGCUCUGGCGGGAAGGUAAACGGCGUUUCCGUGCGCUGCUCUGGUUCGCCAGAAGCGGCUUAGUCCUGCUGGCCACAUGACCUGGAAGCUGUACGCCGGCUCCCUCGGCCAAUAAAGCGAGAUGAGCGCCGCAACCCCAGAAUCAGCCACGACUGGACCUAAUGGUCAGGGGUCCCUUUACCUUUUAAGACUUUGGGAGUGAAGAAAACCUGACUGCCGAUGGACCGCUCUAUCAGAACAGCUGCUUUAAAGCAUACACCGCAGUGGCCUAGAUGUAACUGCGGCAGGAAGCCUCCAUCUCCCCCUGCAUCCCUGUUAAAAGGAGUUUUUUAAUUGCGGGGUGUUUUUGAAAGGGGACCACGUGGCACAGUUGCCCGCUCUUCUGUGCGGCCAUUGCUCUCGAGUUGGGGGUCAGCAGAAGCCGCUGGUGGCGCCAGCUGCCCACCCCAUCCACUGCUGGGUGAUUUGCAGAAGAGCUGCGAGGGUUCUUGACUUCCAGCUGUGUUUAUCAAUGGCGGGAACAAAAAACUGUCCCGGCCUCCUCUCGGUUGGACUGAUGAAAUGAAGAAAGCUGUGGGAGCGAGGGCGAGAGGAGAAGGACCCGGGAGUGUGAAAGGACUGUGUGCUCAGUUCUUGUGCUGAAAGGAAAUUGUUAGUCUGAGUGUGCUUGCUGUUCCUGGACUCUACUCCCCUGCCAAGACACUAUUUUGCACCAGGUUCCUGUUGGUGUGUCUCUGGAACCUGCUAAAAUAGCUUCCGCAAGGCUGAAAUGUGCCCGACAGCGCUUUUGAGUUGGUUCUCUCUCUCCCUCCUUCCUCCCCACUCCCUCUAGUAGCCCGUAGACUCGUCUGCAGACUGUCAGAAACUGGAUGAAAUUAUGCGCACCCCUGGGGGAAACUAGAUUUCGCCUGGGUCAGAGGAAAUGGGGCUACUGUUCCUUCCAAAUUUAGCAUGCCUUCUAAAAUCGUUCCCCUGACAGAGAGCAGGGUGAGGUGGAAGGAGUCCGCUUUUGGGGGUGGGGAGUUUGCUUUUUGAAACCUUGCUGGCAUACUUAGUUGCCUUGGCAGGUUUGGUUGUAUCGCAGGGCCUGAAUUUGAGAAAUAAAUAGCACUCUCCACUUUCUGCGGCAGUUGUUAGCCCUUUACCAAGGUUGUUUUAGCUCUCUCUGCGUUCAGCCGUUUGGCAGAAGCAUGUUCUGCUCUCUGCUGGUCCUGGAUUUCCAAAUCUGUAUUUAGACCAGAUUAUUUGACUCUCAUGUUUUUAAUUUGCGAUUCAGCUUUACUGUGCAUCACCCCAGAGAGGGAACGUUUUGCGGGGGUGGCGGGGUGACAAUAAAAAUAUCUCCUACUCACCGUGUGGGGUGGAAAAUCUCCCAUUCCUUAAGUUUUCAUCUGUCAAAAUGAAUGGGUGCUAAUUGCAGGUACUGUGUUAGGUAAGCUUGGUGGUUUCAAAGCUCUUCGUUUCGUUGACUAAAUGCACGUAAAAUAAAUGGACUCACUGAGAUCCCGUUGGAAAAUUUUCUGGUGCAAACUGGAAAAAAAUUAAUUGAAAUACUGCGCACGUUUUCCAAUUUGAAAUUUUCCAGGCAACCCACAAAGCUGCAUUUUCUCUCUCAAUUAACUAGGGCAGGGGUGGGAACGCAUGGCCUUUAGGAUGCUAGCAAUCCCCAGCAGCCUAGAGGGGUCAGGAUUGAUGGGAAUUGUAGUCCUUCAACACUGGCUCCCCUUCCCUGACCUGCGUGAGAUUGCACAACUCCUUAUUUGCUAAACGUUACUGGCAUACAGUGGUACCUCGGGUUACAUACGCUUCAGGUUACAUACGCUUCAGGUUACAGACUCCACUAACCCAGAAAUAGUGCUUCAGGUUAAGAACUUUGCUUCAGGAUGAGAACAGCAAUCAUGCAGCGGCAGCAGGAGGCCCCAUUAGCGAAAGUGGUGCUUCAGGUUAAGAACGGUUUCAGGUUAAGAACGGACCUCCGGAACGAAUUAAGUACUUAACCCGAGGUACCACUGUAGUUUGAAAGUAGUUACAGGUGAAAUCUCGGGCACAGGUGAAAAUGUGGCGAUAACAGAAAAGGCAAGCAGCUGGGCAUUGGCUAUCUCCUGUUUGCCACGUUAAGCCAGAUAAGGUUUUAAUAUGAUUUUGGGCAAGAUCUUUGUACUCAGCCCUUGUUUCUUCAUUGUCCUGGUGGUACCAGUGGCCCAUAGCUGAGGGCGCCUGGUGUAAAAGUAUGCCUAUUCUCUCUACCGCUUUAACAACACACACACACACACACACCACCGGUGAUGCAUUUUAUCUCUUACCUUGUUGCAACCGUGACACCUCGAACCCCUCUUUUUCUCCUGGCAGAACCGUAUGGAGGAGAGCAAAGCCCUUUUCAGGACCAUCAUCACCUAUCCCUGGUUCCAGAACUCCUCCGUCAUCCUUUUCCUCAACAAGAAGGAUCUGUUGGAAGACAAGAUAAUGUACUCUCAUCUCGUGGAUUAUUUCCCAGAGUUUGAUGGUAAGAAACAUUUAUUUUUUAAAAAACAACACCCCGCUCUUACCAGUCUCUCUAAAACAGACUUGAAGUUACAAGAAAAUAGAUUCUGACUUAAACAUCAGGAAGAACGUUCUGACAGCGAGAGCCGUUCGGCAGUGGAACGGACUCCCUCGGGAGGUUGUGGACUCUCCUUCCUUGGAGGUUUUCAAGCAGAGGUUGGACGGCCAUCUGUCUUGGCUGCUUCAGUUGCAAUUCCUGCACUGCAGGGGGUUGGACUGGAUGACCCUUGGGUAUCCUUUCCAAUUCUGAUUCAGGUGUUUUGGGUCACAGCUCCCAUCUGUCCCAGCCAGUGCUGUUUAGGGCCGAUGGGAGUUGUGAUCCAAAACAUCUAGAUCAGUUUUCUCAACCUGUGGGUCCCCAGAUGUUGUUGAACUACACAUCCCAUCACCCCUAGCUAGCAAGGCCAGAGCUCAGGGACGAUGGGAGUUGUAGUCCAACAACAUCUGGGGACCCACAGGUUGAGAACCGCUGAUCUAGAUGGUAUUAAAGUGGGGAAGGAGAACUGGAGAGAACGCCAAUACAGUGGUACCUCGGGUUACAGACGCUUCAGGUUACAGACUCCGCUAACCCAGAAAUAGUGCUUCAGGUUAAGAACUUUGCUUCAGGAUGAGAACAGAAAUCGUGUUCCGGCGGCAGCAGGAGGCCCCAUUAGCUGAAGUGGUGCUUCAGUUUAAGAACAGUUUCAUGUUAAGAACGGACCUCCGGAACGAAUUAAGUAGUUAACCCGAGGUACCACUGUAUAUAUCACAUCUGGCAACCACUGGGCCCCUUUGGUUUCAGACAGUAGGUAGCCUCCUUGGCUUUUAUUAUUUAUACCCUGCCCAUCUGGCUGGGUUUCCCCAGCCACUCUGGUUGGCUCACAGCAAAUCUAAAAACAUCCAACUGUUAAAAACCUCCCGAUACAGGGCUGCCUUCAGAUGUCUUCUAAAAGGUGCGUAAUUCUUUAUCUCCUUGACAUCUGAAGGGAGGGCUUUCCACAGGGAGAGGGGCCACCAUAAUAAGUAGCAGUAACAAUGAAGUCGUGCAACGACCAUGAAAACAAUUUACACAGUCCCAUCAACUGCAACACCACUCGAGAGAGACGGAGAGAGAAUUCAGAUAUAAGCCCCUUGAAAGAAACAAAUAGGUCUUUCUAAGGCCUCCAAAAUGCAGGUAGCGCUGUGGGUUAAACCACAGAGCCUAGGACUUGCCAAUCAGAAGGUCGGCAGUUCGAAUCCCCGCGAUGGGGUGAGCUCCCGUUGCUCGGUCCCUGCUCCUGCCAACCUAGCCGUUCGAAAGCACGUCCAAGGGCAAGUAGAAAAAUAGGUACCCCUCCGGCGGGAAGGUAAACGGCAUUUCCGUGCGCUGCUCUGGUUCGCCAGAAGCGGCUUAGUCCUGCUGGCCACAUGACCCGGAAGCUGUAUGCCGGCUCCCUCGGCCAGUAAAGCGAGAUGAGCGCCUCAACCCCAGAGUCAGCCACGACUGGACCUAACGGUCAGGGGUCCCUUUACCUUUUAAGGCCUCCAAAAAGACUGGCUUGUGGUAGUUUUCCAGAGGUAGAAGGCCUCAGGUUGAACUGUGGGCAUAUCCUCGGAGGGCUGAGAGCCCCAUGUCUGAAACUCGAAAAAGGCGGUCCAGGCAGGACCAAGCUAGAAGGGCCCAAUUGUCUUGGCUCUGCAUGAGGCAGCUUCCAAGGUCCCUGACACUUUGCCCUCCUAUCUCGAAAGUCUGCCAGGGGUUUGGGUAGUCUGGCUGGACAGGCAUGUGGGCCACGUGAUCUCUUGCAUAGGCCAUAAUUGAACUGCAAGAGGGGUCAGCAAACGUUUUCAGCAGGGGGACAGUCCACUGUCCCUCAGACCUUGUGGGGAGCCAGACUAUAUUUGGGGGCGGGGGGGAAAUGAACAAAUUCCUGUGCCCCACAAAUAACCCAGAGGUGCAUUUUAAAUAAAAGCACACAUUCUACUCAUGUAUAAACACGCUGAUUCCCGGACCAUCCGCAGGCCGGAUUGAGAAGGCGAUUGGGCCGGAUCUGGCCCCCGAGCCUUAGUUUGCCUACCUAUGUCAUAAUACCUCAGCCAAGGUACAUGGGGCCCUGCCGGUUUAAACACCUCCCUGUAGGAACCAAACAGUUUCUUCACCACAAAAUCCCCUUAGGAGUUGGGAUGCUUCUAAAAACUAUGCCUCUGCGGUUGGUGAUUGCCACCAUCUUGACAUGGCUUUGAGAAAGGAUCAGGCAUACUCCUGGACCAAGUUCCUCAUCCCUAGCUAGCAGGACCGGUGGUCAGGGAUGCUGCUAUGGGGAGACAGUGUUGAGGGGUGCUCAGCUCGUACAGAUCAGUUUGGCCUAUCUCGCUUCUCCUCCACAUUAGCCGCCAGUCCCUUUGUGUUUAUGUAAAUGCAUAGACUUCUUUCCACCUAUAAAAUCUCGGUUUGCAAAUAGGGCCGUUAAAAUUGACCCAUAGCAAUCGAAACCCCCAGGCGGUGAUUUAAUUUUCGGCAGUGACGUUAAACCAGAAGCAAUACUGCCGCCUCUCAAAUCUCAGCGGUUGGGGGGACGCCAGGGUAAACAUGAGUGGGAAUCUCCUAAUUGGAGCCAUUGUUUUCCUCCUUGUCCCCACCCCAUGUUUUCUCUUUUUUUCCCCAAGUAAAUUUUUAUUGUUUUCCUUACAUAUUCUUUUCCAACAAACCAUAUUAAUGCCAUACAUUCCCUUUGACUCUGCCGAGUCGCGACUCCCCUCCCUCCCUGCAAUUGGUAUAUUGAGAGUUUUUUUGGAUUGAUAUCCUGGCUUUCACUCACCCUAAGGAGUCUCAAAGCGGCUAACAUUCUCCUUUCCCUUCCUCCCCCACAACAAACACUCUGUGAGGUGAGUGGGGCUGAGAGACUUCAGAGAAGUGUGACUGGCCCAAGGUCACCCAGCAGCUGCAUGUGGAGGAGCGGGGAAGCGAACCCGGUUCCCCAGAUUACGAGACUACCACUCUUAACCACUACACCACACUGGCUCUCUUUCUAUUGUGCACAUCAUUCUCACAUUAGUACUAUUAUACAUUGAAGGUAUUAUGUCAAUCCUGCUAGUGUCUUGACUUCUUUACAAUUCUCCUUUAAAUAUUCAAUAAAUUUACUCCAAUUAUUUUGGCAUCUUUGAUCUUCCUGGUCCCGGAUCCUCCCUGACAAUUUGGCAAGUUCUGCAUAUUCUGUCAACUUCACCUGCCACUCCUGGAUGGUUGGUACGUCAGCCCCAUCCCAUGUUUUCUGUCUCCAACCCCAUCCCAUGUUUUCUUGUCUCUCCUCAGGCCCCCAGAGAGACGCCCAGGCGGCUCGGGAGUUCAUCCUCAAGAUGUUUGUGGAUCUAAACCCCGACAGCGACAAAAUCAUCUACUCUCACUUCACAUGUGCCACAGAUACGGAAAACAUUCGGUUUGUCUUUGCUGCCGUCAAGGACACCAUCCUCCAGCUCAACUUGAAGGAAUAUAACCUAGUCUGACCUUCAUUUGCCUGCCCUCUUCUUCCCCACCACCCCCCCGCCCCCCCGCCCCCCCCCCCCAGGUAUCCUCGGGAGACCUUUUGUUGUGAAGAAAGUUAAAAGACGAGAGAACCCCGUGAAUUUAAACAAAACAGAAAAAAUUGUACAGGGGGGGGGAAGAAUCUUGAUUUUUAAUGAUGUAAUGAUUGCAAAUUGAUCUGUGGAGUGGCAAGGUCUUUGGGGUUAUUUUCGUUUCGUUUCGUUUGCUCACUUGUCAUCAUGGAGUCUCUGUCUGCUCCACAGAAUAGCUGGUGGUGAUGAUGAUGAUGAUGAUGAUGAUUUUUUUAAAAAACAAACAAAUGUGCUUUUAUUUCACAGUUUUAAAAAAAACAACAGGGGACACGUUUCCACACUCUCUCUCUCUCGCACUUUGUUAAUUUCCCGCUUUCUGGUCGACAGCCCAAGGCGAGCCUUCCUCUCGGACUCUGUCCUUCUGCGUUAGCCAAUUCUUACUGUUCCUUUCUGUUCCAGCGAUAAGAUGGGAGUCCGCAGGCUUCUUGGCCAAGGCCUGGCAAGCACUCUCUCUCUCGCUUGGCCGUGGAAGAUACUGGGUGCUCCUUUGUACCUUCGCCUCGCGUGCCGUACGAUUCCCCUGGAGCAGCUUUGCUUUUCUGCCGGGGAACUUUGGCGUCUCCUGCCCAAAAAGGACUUGGGGUUACCUGGAUGACACCUUGGGAAGAACAGGAGCUUCUGUCUCUUUUAACAGUAGUGCAAAAAAAACCAAGCUAUCUCUUUUCCUUCCUCUUUUUUUUUUGUACCACCUUAGUAUAGAUGCUCUUCCCUUCCUUAUCAAUUAUGAAAGUUAUAUUGAGACUGUGAUUUUUUUUUUUAAAUUAUUGUACUAUAUAUAGUUUGCUACAUCAUAACGCUGUACUUUUGUUGUUGUUGUUCAUAGACUUACAAACCGAGCGAUAGCUAACGAGCCUGCGGGGGGCGGGAGGCGGGGAAGUGCCUGAACGUUGUUGUUGCCGUAUUAUCUUUUUAAGAGAAAAGUAAGCUCGCCGUAGGGAGUUUCCUCGCCCGGCGGGAGGACUCUGCCUGUUUCGCAUGGCGGGGGAGCGGAGCCAGAAUUGGGUUGUGAGAGAGAUCUGAGGUUCUGAUUUAUUCUCCUAGAUCCUCUCCCUCGCCCAUAUGAGUGUGUGCAACAUGCCAACAACCGCUUGGGUUUGUAAGACAAACCCCCCCCCCCAAAAAAAGUGUCGAUCCUUCAGGGGAAGGAUCCACCAGGUUUUGUGGCUUGCAGAGGCUUCUUCUUUUAUCUUGGAAGGUUCUAGGAAAAGAGUCGGAAGCUCUCUGCAACCGUUUGCCACCUCAUUUGCCAGGGCUAGUGUGAGCGGUAGCUACCACUUAACCUCCCGCGCCCCUUAAACUUCCAAAAGCUUUGUUACCGGAAGCAGUUGCACAGGUAUUUAUUCCGGGGGUGGGAAGCCCACCUGCAGCGGCGGCAGGCCAGCGUCGGAACUGGCGAAUCUGCUUUGGCCGAGACAGCGGUUUCAGCUUUUCAAAGCGGGGCAAGAAGAAGAGGUUCCGCUCCCGGACUCUCUUGUGCCAAAACGUGUUCUGCAAAGCCUGCUUUUUGGAAGCCAGCAGGAGACGGUGCCAAAAAAAAAACCCCCACACAGCCAACCCCGAUGAGAAAUUCUUCGCUGGUUCGCCAGGAAGGAGAAUCGCCACGGGGCUGGAGCAAGGGACGUUUUCGCGAGGGCAGGCGAGCUUUUUCAGUCGCGCCCUCUGGAUGCGAGGAAGUAAAGACAAACACUAAUGUGGCUUCAGGAGCGCUCACAGCCAAUUUCUCAGACGCUACGGAGGACAGCCUGAGACUUCUACGUAUUUCCGAACGGCCAGGUUGGGCCAGCAAAGGGAGUGUCAAAUGUGCUUUUAAACGUCGCUUAGGGCAACACUAGGUAAACUUCUUUUUGCAUUUUUCUCUCGACACUACUAAAAAACCCUAAUUGCACGUGGAUACCUGCAGCAUUCCAGGGGGGGGUUGAGGCGCAGAGUGCUGCCUCCAGGUUUUUCUGGGUCUGCUCCACGUCACCAAACACUACAGAAGAAAGCAGAAAUGAGCCGUAUUUCUUCUUUCGUUGCUUUUGGUUUUUUGGAAGGGGAUUCCUGGCUUCUCUCUCACACCCAGCACCACGAGCCUGAUAAGUUCUUCACUUGGGAGACGGAGGAGGAGGAGGAGGAGGAAUCCCAUGCACGCUGAGAGGUCCUGUUGAGUCGAUGAAAGGCAAGGCAGCCUCUGCUUUCUAGAAUAACAUUCCUGAUUUUGUCUAAAUGUGUGUGGGGUUUUUUGGGGUGGGGUGGGGAGUGACAACGGUGAGGGAGGGGAGGGCCUUCCUGCUUAGGCCAGGACAACCAUGUCAGUUUUUGUCAUCUUGCCAACUCUACAAGGGGAAGUUCUGCAGUUGCAAACGUGCCAUGGCUUUCCUCUCGCCGUCGCUCCCCUGGAGUCUUUUGCACACCUCGAUCUGCAACGUCCGCUGCAGGCAUUGGACGUGUGUACCUGAGAAAUCUAGGAGCCGGGAAGCCAGGUUCUUGAGCUUAGCGUUUCUCGUAUUGACUCUUUCGGGGGGCCGCGCUCCCUACCUGAAUCCGGCUUGGCUUGUCGAACGGUGGUGGCCCUCUGCAGAGAAAUAUCCGUUGGGCGACCAUUGAUGCCGCAGAUUCGAGGGCGGAGCGGGAUUCGCGCUCGUCGCGAAGGCGAUGUUGGUUCUUGCAAGCGACACCCGCCCACCCCCACUCGGGUGCUGUUGCGAAGCCUCCUUUUACGGACCAGCUUUUGCGAUGGGCCUGGUCAUCACUUGCUCUCAAUGUGCCAAAGCCAUCCCACAACGUCGUCCCUCUUUCCCCAGCUCACCCGACGGGAGCUGGUUUGGGGUUUCAGAUGUGCCAGACCUGGGAGUUCUCGCGUGUGGUGGUGGUGGAGAAACUCGAAAAAAGAAAAAGGAAAAAAAAAAGCCAAGAUGAAGGAGCAACCUGUUGACCAAGUUCUGAUCACAGUGCACUUUAAACGGGAAAAAAACCCAAGCCCCACUGAAGAGGCACCUGCUCUCAAACCCCAUCACCUCCUUUUAGGAAGAGGAUUGUCAAAAAUACACACCCGCCAUCAUUCCAUUUCCUUGUGAUCAGCCCCUCCGGCAAACCACCCCUCCCCCUCCAACUUCCACCGUGUCUUCCCUUUCCCUUCCCGGAAGCGAAGAAUUAUUUGUUUGUUCAUUGCCUUCAGUUGCAUGUUUAGUUCAUCCUCUGCACACUGUUUUUGUUUUGCUUUUUAUAACUACUUUUAAAAACAAAUGCUUUCCCCCUACUUCUGGCCAUUAAUUUGUACUACGCUUCACUGAAAGCAAAAAGGUGGUUUUGAGUCCAACAGAGGUUCAAGUCUGUAACUCAGUACUCUCUGUAUGUAUGUGUGUGUGUGCGUGUGUGUGUGUGUGUAAAUUUUUUUUAAGCGUUUAUGGUUUGUGCCAAUGCCCCAUACUUCUUUUUUUUCUCCCCCUUUAGUUACCAGAGACUCUCUCUUACAAGUGUGGUGAAAAAUUAUUUGGUUAUACUUGUAUAUUAUAAGAGAUCCUGAUUUAAAAAGAAGAAACAUUUAAACAUCCUAUUUAAAGAGAACGGAAACUACUAUAUAUAUUAAAAAAUGCUGUUUUUAAAAGGGAGGGGGGAAACCUUUUCGUCAUUUUGAAAAUUGCAUGUGAUGUUUAACGCGUGAGGGGGCGGGGGGGUGGGAGGGGAUUCUGAAUCAUGUGGCCCGGGAUCAGUUUUUUUGGCCCCCCGUCCUUGUCUCUCUCUUUAUUUCUGUCCAGUCUGUGAGGCAGGAUCGGGGCCUUCCCGGAACCCAUCAGUUUCUCUCGUCUGCUGGGUGCUGACCCUCGUUGUUUAGAAGUACCUGAUGGAAAUCAAUUUUCAUAUCUUUCUCCUGAAAUAAAAUUGUUUGAAAUUGGAAUAAAAUCUGUUCCUUACCAAAAAACAACAACAAAAAAACCCCCUAA
Messenger RNA from Podarcis lilfordi (Lilford's wall lizard), 34122 nucleotides. The record is from the annotation of a GenBank genome assembly. Lineage: Eukaryota; Metazoa; Chordata; Lepidosauria; Squamata; Lacertidae.